UGUGAUUUACUUCAUCGUAAUAAGAACCAUAUGGGCAAAGAGUAAAGCACAUGCAGUGAUAGUGUCCAACUGUUCUGAUGGAAAAUUUUGUACCGGUUAUAGUCACAGAGGGCUCAUAUCAAAGGCUAAAAUGAAAGCUAUCAAAUACAGCAUUGUAGUUAUUCUUGCCUUCAUACUUUGUUGGAGUCCAUACUUUUUAUUUGACAUUCUGGACAACUUUAACAUGCUUCCUGACACCAAAGAACGAGUCUAUGCGUCGGUGAUUAUUCAGAACCUACCUGUUUUAAAUAGUGCAAUUAAUCCAAUUAUUUUUUGCAUAUUUAGCAACAGGCACUGUCGUCUCUCCAGAGAAAGACGUUCCAGAAACUUUGGAGGCACCCUCAGAGACAAAACCGAAGGGGUAGAAAUGCAAAUUGUAUCUAGACCUGAAUACAUCUAA
Messenger RNA from Spea bombifrons (plains spadefoot toad), 439 nucleotides. RefSeq names its product neuropeptide S receptor 1 (gene NPSR1). Lineage: Eukaryota; Metazoa; Chordata; Amphibia; Anura; Pelobatidae. Gene Ontology annotation, biological process: neuropeptide signaling pathway; positive regulation of release of sequestered calcium ion into cytosol. The record is from RefSeq and is a predicted model, not a curated record. The coding region runs from base 131 to 439 and encodes 102 amino acids. The transcript has 4 exons. Gene Ontology annotation, molecular function: neuropeptide receptor activity. Gene Ontology annotation, cellular component: cytoplasm; membrane.